ACUGGAACCAGAAGGGACAGACUGGCACCAACAGGGAACACAGAUUGGCACCAGUAAGGACUGACUGACACCAGUAAGGAGGACAGACUGGCACCAGUAAGGAGGGCAGAGUGGCACCAGCAAAGAAUGCAGACAGGCACCAGUGUGGAGGACUGACUGGAAUACAGAUUGGAACCAGCAGGAGGAUGGCACCGACGGGGCACGUGCACACCGAGAGCCUGGGCGUGGGCAAGGCCAUCGCCGUCCUCACCUCCGGGGGGGACGCCCAGGGGAUGAACGCGGCCGUGCGGGCAGUGGUGCGGGUGGGCAUCUACACCGGUGCCAAGGUCUUCUUCGUCUACGAGGGCUACCAGGGGCUGGUGGAUGGAGGGGAUCACAUCCAGGAGGCCACGUGGGAGAGCGUGUCCAUGAUGCUGCAGCUGGGUGGCACCGUCAUCGGCAGCGCGCGCUGCCAGGACUUCCGGACGCGCGAGGGGCGGCUGAAGGCGGCGCGGAACCUGGUGAAGCGCGGCAUCACCAACCUCUGCGUCAUCGGCGGCGACGGCAGCCUCACCGGGGCCGACACCUUCCGCGCUGAGUGGAGCGGCCUCCUGGCUGACCUGCUCAAGGCGGGUACGUGGGCACCCCCUGGCACCAUCCUUGGGGG
Messenger RNA from Neopelma chrysocephalum (saffron-crested tyrant-manakin), 646 nucleotides. Its product is annotated as ATP-dependent 6-phosphofructokinase, muscle type-like. The transcript has 5 exons. Lineage: Eukaryota; Metazoa; Chordata; Aves; Passeriformes; Pipridae. The record is from RefSeq and is a predicted model, not a curated record. Gene Ontology annotation, biological process: fructose 6-phosphate metabolic process; canonical glycolysis; fructose 1,6-bisphosphate metabolic process. Gene Ontology annotation, molecular function: fructose-6-phosphate binding; ATP binding; 6-phosphofructokinase activity. Gene Ontology annotation, cellular component: membrane; 6-phosphofructokinase complex. The annotation marks the transcript as partial.